Messenger RNA from Dimorphilus gyrociliatus, 2370 nucleotides. The record is from the annotation of a GenBank genome assembly. Lineage: Eukaryota; Metazoa; Annelida; Polychaeta; Dinophilidae.
GGUAUGGCGAGGACCUCAUAAUGUUGAAGAAAUUUAUUUUUAUAGCAUUAAUACAUUGUUCUCUAUCUUUUCCUACUCCAUCGGAAGAGUAUAUGAGAGAAUUUGUUUUAAAAGAGCCUGACAUUUACAAAGUUUAUUGGAAGUAUGAUGACAACACUAUAACGUUUGAAAUUCACGCUAAAACUAAAGGUUGGAUUGGCUUUGGUGUUUCUCCUAAUGGGGGUAUGCCUGGAUCAGAUAUUGUAAUGUUUUGGAAGGGUACUGAUAAUAAAAUAACCUUUGAGGAUAGACACGCCGUUGAUAAAAUUGAACCUAUUAAAGACGAAAAGCAAGAUUGGCAUUUAGAUUCCCUUAAAGAAGAAGGAGAAUUUACAAUUGCAAAAUUUAAUAGAAAACUAAAUACCUGUGAUGAUAAGGAUCUUGAAAUCAAAAAAGGAACGAAUAGACUGAUAUGGGCCUUUAAUCCGCUAAAGCCUAUAGAUCGUCCAAUUUAUCAUGGUACCGAGAUGCGAGGUACUGCCAGUGUGGCACUACUAGCUGAAGGACCCCCAAACAACGCCGGGGAUAUAAUAAAAGACUCCUUUCCUAUUGAUAUAACACACACACCGUAUCGCAUACCAAACAAUACAGAUACAGUCUAUAGAUGUGAAAUAUUCAAAUUGACCCAUCCUCCCGGAAAGCACCACGUAGUUGUGGUUGACCCACUUAUAAACCAAGACCAUAAAACUUUGGUCCAUCAUAUAAUAAUAUAUGGCUGCGCUGGAAAUUUAAGUUCGGAGGUGGGAACUACAUGGAAUUGCUAUGAGUCGAAAAGUAGUGCUCUCAGUUCGUGUAAUACUAUUAUGUUCGCAUGGGCUAUAGGUGGAGGGCCUUGGUUCUUCCCUGAAGAAAUAGGAUUUCCAUUAGGCGGUCCAAACGAUCCAAUGUAUGUGAGAAUGGAAACUCACUAUGAUAAUCCAGCCCUAAAGGAUGGUAUUAUAGACACUUCCGGUCUUCGUCUAUGGACUACGAACAAACUAAGAAAAUACGAUGCGGGCAUUAUAGAGGCAGGCCAUGUGCUCAGCCGAGACCUUCAUGUUAUCCCACCUAAAGCAAAACCUUUCGUAUCAAUCGGACAUUGCUAUAAUGAAUGUCUUCGUCAGAGUUUGGAACGAAAAAAUGUUAAAGAGAUCAAAGUAUUUGCAGUAGGCUUACACGCUCAUUUAAAGGGUUAUCAAAUUAAACUUCGUCACUUUCGAGAUGGAGUAGAGCUUGAACCAAUUGCUUUUGAGGAGUUUUAUGAUUUCAAUUUUCAAGAGUAUCAAAAAUUAGAAGUUGAGAGAGUCGUAAAAGCGACUGACAGACUUCAAGUUGAAUGUUCAUAUAACACAGAAAAUGAAAAAAAUGCGACAUAUGUAAGUAUUAAAUUAUCUAGUUAAACAAUUUUCUAUUAAAUUUUCCAGGAAAAUACUAUUACAAGGAAUAUGUACUCAAUGGCUUAUUUUACUAGGGUGGUUUCACAACAAGGGAAGAAAUGUGUUACGCAUUUACCCAGUACUACCCCAGAAUUGAUCUCUCUCGUUGCCAAAGUCUUCCAAAUCCCGAAGUUCUAGGUGAAAUAUUAGAUCCUCCUUCUCAUCAUGUUGAUUGGUCUCCUGCAAAAGUUGCAAAAUACCAAGAAUUGGUUAAAACAAGAAACGUUAGAGUUCGUUGUCUUGGCUCAGGAGAGAGCUAUCCAAUACAUGGAGAGAUGAUCAAUUUUCCCCCACCGACAAAAGAAUAUGAAAGAGAAGAUGUUUGCCUCUCGAAAGGAAAUCAAAAUGAAUAUACGAAAGUUGCUAUUCUUCUUUGCAUUGCAACUCUGAUGAACAUGUUUAUUUGAAGAAGCAGCAACUACUGAAAAACUAUGAAUUACUUUGACGACUGUUAAAACCAAGGAAAAUCAUUUUUCCUUCUUUCUUGAUUUUUUGAGUCCCUUAUAAAAAAAUAUAAUUUACUUUGCAAGCCUUAAAACGUAGUCCUUUUAUAAUGAGAUAUAAUUUUAUUAUAUGUCUAAUUAAGUAAAUAUUCAUUUAAAAUUACAGAAUUAUGAACAUUUAUAUUCAAAUAUAAUUGAAGUUGAAAUACUCUCUCUAAAUUUAUGUAUGUUAUAUGUGAUGAAUCUAUAAGAUAUCUUUGAUACUUUACAUGACAAAAAAAUGGUCAUAAUUCCUACAAAUGUAAUAUUUAGGUCUUGUGGUAUUGUCAAUUACGCAAUUUCUCCUCAACUACGGAUUUAUUCAAACUAUUUAAAAAUUGAGACCUAUUGAUCACUAAAUAAAUUGACCUACUAUACUAUUGUCGACCUAGUAUAUUCCUAACUGGCCUAGUGUACUGUUUAAAUUAAACCCG